Messenger RNA from Scylla paramamosain (green mud crab), 987 nucleotides. RefSeq lists its product as uncharacterized. The record is from RefSeq and is a predicted model, not a curated record. The coding region runs from base 83 to 511 and encodes 142 amino acids. NCBI's taxonomy places the organism in Eukaryota, Metazoa, Arthropoda, Malacostraca, Decapoda, Portunidae. The transcript has 2 exons.
CUCCAUUAUUGGAUCAAGGAAAAAGAAUAAUGCAUGUCUUACCAAUUUAUAUUAUAUUUUUAAUACCGGCAGUUCUGUGCACAUGUAUGAAAGACUGUACAUGGAGGUGAUGAUUGAGGAAGACUUCACGAACAUGGAUGGGUCAACCGGUCUCUACGUGACACAAGAAAGUCUCUUGUCAGAUUAUACUGCCUUCGUUAUGAUCCGCGACGCUCCUUUUAAAGAAAAGAUCGACUACUGCAUGAUGAUCUUCCACACGGCUGGCCUGACUGAAAAGUGGAAGGACAUUGCGAUGGAUGAUGUCCGUAGGGACAAUCGAAUAAAGCGAAGAAAAUUAAGAGCCGAGACUGAAGAAGUCAUCGUCGCUCCUGAAGUAACUAUUAAGCCCCUCUCCAUGAUACACAUGCAAGGGCCGUUCCUCCUGUACGUUCUUUGUGUCAUGGUCUCCUUCACUACCUUUCUCAUUGAAGUCAUCAGACCUUCUUUCUUUAGACGCAACCAGCAGAACUGAUAUCCACAUUACAGUCGUAGUUUCCGGACAGUAGUGACACUGAGAGGGUUAAAUCACAAGGUCUAAGCCUCCAGAGAAUGAUAGCCGAUAAAAAGGUUUUAGUACUUUAUUUACCUAUUUUAUCAUAAUUUUCCUUCAAGCCAACACACUUACUGGUGGUGCAGCAUCUGGAUACCACUGGAGUAAAGGUUCUUUGUUAGGGACCUGUGGUAGAAGUCCACGACUUCCAUGACCAACUCAUCAGUGGCAUAGCGUUGGCAUCGUUUUAUAAUUUUCACAACACCUGUCAAGUAUGUUCACUUCGUAAACAUACCAAAGAAGACGAAUUAUUUGAAAAUAUAUAUCAAUACCAUAUUAAUGGUAUUUAGCAAAUUAUGGAGACAAUUUAAAUUCCCUGACUCACUAUUUUCUAGUGAGGCUCAAAACUUUUGGCAUCCCUAGUACUUUCUGUAUUUAAUAUGCAAAAAAAUAACGAA